Molecule: messenger RNA, 2499 nt
Organism: Ipomoea triloba (trilobed morning glory)
Lineage: Eukaryota; Viridiplantae; Streptophyta; Magnoliopsida; Solanales; Convolvulaceae
Product: probable serine/threonine-protein kinase WNK4
Exons: 7
Coding region: 474-2276 (600 amino acids)
Biological process (GO): intracellular signal transduction; protein phosphorylation
Cellular component (GO): cytoplasm
Molecular function (GO): ATP binding; protein serine/threonine kinase activity
Source: RefSeq, a predicted model, not a curated record
AAAAAAAAAAAAAAACCAGAAUUUUUUUUGGUGUAAAAAUAUGGGUUUUUUUGGGGGGAUUAUAGCAAGGAAUUAAUACAUUUCCAUUCCCCCUGUCAAAUCCUAGUACAAAAAACAUCGCUGUUCCUCUUUUUUCUUCCUCGGCCUUAUUAAAUUUCGUUUUCGUGAAUUCCGUCAAUCAAAUCAAGUGAGAUGGUGGGCAGGAAUUACGACGUGGCACUCCAACUGGGAGGAGAAGCAACAAUGGCGGGGGGGAAUAUCAUGCACAGGAUUGACUGCUCAAGUCUCCCUUGCCUUCUCUUUCGAGUCUUCUCCUAUGAAAACCACGAGGGAAAACCCAGGAUUAUUAUUUCUUAGACCCUCCCUCCUUACUUCUUUUUUUCCUUAUUAAUUUUAUCAUAAACACUAAGAACACAAAAUUCCUAAGCUGAAUUUGUGUAUUUUUAUAUAUAUUGCUGUCGUAUUAGAGAAACAUGUACAAGGGACGAUUUGCUGAGGAUGAUUACCUCGGAUAUGUCGAAACUGAUCCCACUGGUCGCUAUGGUCGAUUGGGGGAAAUUCUGGGGAAAGGGGCAAUGAAAACAGUGUACAAGGCAAUUGAUGAAGUGCUUGGAAUGGAAGUGGCGUGGAGCCAAAUUAAGCUGAAUGAUGUGCUACAGACGCCCGAGGAUUUGCAGAGGCUUUACUCGGAAGUGCAUCUUCUGAGCUCACUCAGUCACAGUUCCAUCAUCCGGUUCUAUUCGUCUUGGAUUGAUGUCGAGCGCAGGACCUUCAAUUUCAUCACCGAGAUGUUCACUUCUGGCACGCUCAGAGGAUACAGGAAGAAGUACAAGCAAGUAGACAUUUGUGCGAUUAAGAUUUGGGCCCGCCAAAUACUCAAAGGCCUUGUUUAUUUACACGGCCAUGAUCCUCCGGUGAUCCAUCGAGAUCUCAAGUGCGACAACAUUUUUGUCAAUGGCCAUCUUGGACAAGUCAAGAUCGGUGAUCUCGGCCUUGCAACUAUUCUUCGUGGAUCCCAUAGGGCACAUAGUGUCAUAGGCACACCGGAGUUCAUGGCACCGGAGCUAUAUGAUGAGAACUACAACGAGCUUGUCGAUGUAUACUCAUUUGGAAUGUGUAUUUUAGAAAUGCUCACGACUGAAUAUCCAUACAGUGAAUGCUCCAAUCCCGCUCAAAUUUACAAGAAAGUGACAGCGGGUAAAAAACCGAAGGCAUUUUACAAGGUUCAAGACGUGGAAGCUCAACGAUUUAUUGGAAAAUGCUUGGAACCCGUCUCAAAGAGAUUAUCAGCACAAGAGCUAAUGGUAGAUUCAUUCCUCGCCAUCGAUGAUUUUAUUAUGAAGCCAAUAAAAAUGGUUGGAUGUCAGAAGUCUUUUUUAAAUGACAAUAUUGGAUUCGAAGACCUUAACUUGAACGAAGCCGCACCAAGGACUAACAUGACUAUCACCGGGAAGUCAAAUCCGGAAGAUGAAACCAUCUUUCUUAAAGUGCAGAUCGCUGAUAAAGAAGGUGCUGUUAGGAAUGUGUUCUUUCCGUUUGACAUUUUAAGCGACACCCCAACUGAUGUUGCGAUUGAAAUGGUGAAGGAAUUAGAAAUUACAGACUGGAAACCUACUGAAAUCGCAAAUAUGAUUGACGGGGAGAUUACUGGCCUAGUGCCUCAGUGGAAGAAAUGGAAUCAGUACGACUCAUCUGAUUACCACGCGCUUAACUAUAAGGACAGCGAUAACGAACAUCACAAUCCUCACUUCUCAUUCUCAUCUUGUUCGUCAUCCCAAGUGUCGUUUUCAGGAAAUAGCCAAGGUCCCCGAUGGCUUCAAGAUGAAUGGUAUGAAGACACGAGCUCGGAGGGCUCUUCGUGCUCGGGUAACUAUUCAUACUUGAAUUAUGUUUCUAGCGACGAGAACGAUCAUAUAAGCCCGAGGAAACAAAGUCAGGCAUCAGUUGCUGUUACGCAUAGCCAUUCCCGAUUCUGUCCUGGAGAGAAUUCAAGCACCGGGAACUCCCCGGCUCAAACGUGCAAGGACGUGCCGGAAACGAACCGAGCUUCAACUUCUCGAGAUAAAUGCACGCUUGAGAUGCGUAGAUUAACAAGGAACCGAUCCCUAGUAGAUAUGCGCAGCCAGCUACUGCACCGAUCAUUGGUGGAGGAGGUGAGCAAAAGGCGAUUGUUCAACACUGUUGGAUCUGUUGAGAACAUCGGGUUCCAAGCCCCUCGCGAGGGGUCUAGAAAGAGCUCUCGAUGCGUAAAUGCUGCUUCUUCUUCUGAGAAUUGAGCUUGGUUUGUGACUGGUAAGGGGCAUAUGACCAUAAUAAAACUGGUAGAUUUGAUGAGAUGGGAGUUCAGAGAGUGAAAUAAGCUAAGCUUUUUUUAUGUUAAAUUUUGAUGUGUGUUUUCUGCAGUUUUGUGAUUGAUGAGGUAAGAACAACUUGAGUAGCUUGUAAUGGUCAAAACUCCAAAUGUAAAUACAAAAAAAAUCUUGAUCUAUUGUUGUAUAA